AUGAACGUUCAAGAUAGGAGAAGACUAUUGGGGCCCGCAAAUGCCAGACCCAUUGCGUUUAGUGCAGAAAAACCAGUUGUAGAAGAACCGGAGAAAGACCAGGACAAACAGGAGAGUAUUUCGCUGCGUAAAGGAUUGAUAGAGAAUAGCAAUGGAUCAUCUUUAAUCGAGGUAAGCAGUAAAGACCGUCAGUUUUCGUUGAUGGCAUCCGUAUAUGGACCUAGAGCUCUUCGAGGUUCGUUCACAUCGAUGGCCUCCAUAUCGAUACAGCUGCAAAACGGAUCUCAGGAAAAGUAUGGUCCAACUCAGCUGAGGGAAGUGGCAACUUUCCUGACGAGUGUGUUCAACGCUGUGGUCAACAGAUCAAGAUAUCCAAAAUCUGGAAUAGACAUUUUCGUUUACCUAACGUACGAUCGGGAUUUAAGCCAAUCGAGUUCCUCAAAUAUAUCAGCUCUUAUUCCGCACUGUAUCACUGGGAUAACAUUGGCACUGGCAGACGCUGGGAUUGAGAUCCUGGAUUUGGCAAGUGGAGGAUAUCAUAACGGAAAUGUCUUUUCGUUCAUAAAGAACGGUGAUGAGAUUACAGGAUUCUGGAAAGAUGAAGGAGUGAGUAAUGAUAUAUCAGACUCUUUGGAAAUUUGCAGACAAAGCUACAUUCGUUACAAGAGCCUAAUGGUUAGCACCCUGAUGCAGAAGUGA
Messenger RNA from Torulaspora delbrueckii, 699 nucleotides. RefSeq names its product exosome non-catalytic core subunit MTR3 (gene MTR3). Bases 1 to 699 code for a protein of 232 amino acids. Gene Ontology annotation, cellular component: cytoplasmic exosome (RNase complex); nucleolus; nuclear exosome (RNase complex). Gene Ontology annotation, biological process: nuclear mRNA surveillance; rRNA catabolic process; poly(A)-dependent snoRNA 3'-end processing. NCBI's taxonomy places the organism in Eukaryota, Fungi, Ascomycota, Saccharomycetes, Saccharomycetales, Saccharomycetaceae. The record is from RefSeq and is a predicted model, not a curated record. The transcript has a single exon.